Antrostomus carolinensis (chuck-will's-widow) is the source of this 2307-nucleotide messenger RNA. RefSeq names its product rabenosyn, RAB effector (gene RBSN). The transcript has 11 exons. Gene Ontology annotation, molecular function: metal ion binding. The annotation marks the transcript as partial. The record is from RefSeq and is a predicted model, not a curated record. NCBI's taxonomy places the organism in Eukaryota, Metazoa, Chordata, Aves, Caprimulgiformes, Caprimulgidae.
UUCGGCGACCCGGGGGAGGUGAGGGAAGGCUUCCUCUGCCCGCUGUGCCUGAAGGACCUGCAAUCUCUCCGUCAGCUUCAGGCGCACUACGAAGAAGAGCACUCGAGCGAGGACAGGGAUGUCAAGGGGCAGCUCAAAAGUCUAGUCCAGAAAGCCAAAAGAGCAAAGAAGAAAUUGCUGAAACGAGAAGGAGAUGACAGAACUGAUUCUGGAUCUCAGGAACGAUAUGAAUCAUUCAGCUAUGGUGGAGUAGAUCCAUACAUGUGGGAGCCCCAGGAAGUAGGUGCUAUGAGAAGCCAUCUUUCUGAUUUCAAGAAACACCGAGCAGCCAGGAUUGAUCACUAUGUAGUUGAAGUCAAUAAGUUAAUAAUCAGGUUAGAAAAGCUUACAUCGUUUGACAGAGCAAACACCGAGUCGGCUAAAAUAAGAGCAAUAGAGAAGUCUGUCGUGCCUUGGGUCAGUGAUCAGGAUGUUCCAUUCUGCCCAGACUGUGGCAAUAAGUUCAGUAUUCGAAACAGACGUCACCACUGUCGCCUUUGUGGGUCUAUUAUGUGCAAGAAGUGCAUGGAACUUGUCAGUCUUCUUUUGGCUAGCAAACUCACCAGUGCCAGCAAAGAGGCUUUGGGUUCUCAUACCAGCCCAAACUCCUCACCUAAUAGUGUCCAUGGCUCCCGCCGUGGCAGCAUCAGCAGCAUAAGCAGUGUGAGUUCAGUUGUGGAUGAGAAGGAUGAUGACCGGAUCCGUUGUUGUCGGCACUGCAAAGAUACCCUAUUGAAAAGAGAACAACAGAUUGAUGAGAGAGAAUACACUCCAGAGAUUGUGAAACUCUAUGAAAAACUCCGACUCUGCAUGGAGAAGGUUGACCAGAAGGCACCAGAAUACAUAAGAAUGGCAGAAUCACUAAAUGCUGGGGAGACAACCUACAAUCUUGAACGUGCUAAUGACUUGAGGGUGGAGAUUCAAAAAGUAUAUGAAUUUAUAGAUGCCUUAAGUAAGAAGAUUUUGAGUCUAGGCUUGCAUGAAAAUCCCCAACCUCAUCCUAAAACACUACAGCUUCAGAGAAUGAUAAGAUAUUCAGCUACACUUUUUGUUCAGGAAAAAUUGCUUGGCCUAAUGUCCCUGCCAACCAAAGAUCAAUAUGAAGAACUGAAGAAGAGAAGACUGCAUAUGAUGGCUCUUGAAACACACGGAAAACAAGAGGAAAAGCAGAAAGACUUUAUCUGCAGAUCUGCAGCCACAGUUAACGGUGAUGCAACUCACCUGAAAAAAGGGACAGUCAGGAAAUCUGAAGGCUGGCUACCUACAUCGAGCAUAUCAAGACAGAGUGAGAUAGCAGACCCGCUUCUUCAGCAGAUUGACAAUAUCACAUCCUUUAUUAAGCAAGCAAAGGCAGCUAAUAGAAUAGACGAGGUCCAUAUGUUGCAAGAGAACUUGAGGCAGCUUCAGGAUGAGUAUGAUCAACAACAAACUCUGAAAGCUAUUGAGCUUUCUAAAAAACAGGCAGAAGAGGAAGAGAUGCAGAGGGAGGAACUUCAGGUCCUUCGUGAAAAAGAGUGGGAAAGAGAACACCACAAAUUAAUGUCUCAGCAUUCAAGGACAUGCUCCUUAGACUUCAGAGAAGUCAAGCAGCAUCAGCAUGAAGUUGCAAAAGAGGAUCGCAACUUGACAGCAGGUGCAUUGGAUUUGGAUAUUACUCAGGUCAAAGGGGACCCAAGUUUUGAAACUCCUGCUGUUGAGCAGCUGCCAGCUAAAGAUAAAGAGCACCUGAUCUUCACACUCAAACCCCAGAGUGUCCCACAGCGUGAUAAAGAUCAGACAGCUUGUCUAAACCCUUUUGAAGAUGAAGCAGAUACCCCUCAGUCAGAGGAAGAUCCUGGUAACCCAUUUGCCAAAGACCCUUCUCCAGUGGUUUCUUUCUCUAACACAGCUCUGCAAAGUGAUAAAAAAGAAUAUAAUCCAUUUGAAAAUGAGGAAGAGGAUGAACAAACUAAUGGAGCACCUGGCAGCACUUCAAAUCCUUUUGAAGAGGAUGAAAAUCCAUUUCAAAAGCCUCUAGGCAGCUGGAAUUCUGGGAAUCCAUUUGAAGAGGGAUCCUCUACAAAUCCCUUUGAAGUGGAGGAUGGCAAUGAGGUAUCUGGAGAGGAGGCUAUAGAGGAAGAGCUGCUUCUCCAACAGAUAGAUAAUAUCAAAGCUUAUAUAUUUGAUGCCAAACACAGUGGACGAAUGGAUGAGGUGGAGGUACUGACGGAGAACUUAAAGGAACUGAAGCGCACAUUAGCAAAGCAGAAGGAAAAAUCCACCUGCUGA